AUGGCUGGUGCCCGGCCCCAGAGCCCAGGGUGGGAGGUGGUGGUGGGGAGUGCCUGCAUGGGACCUGGUGGGAGCAAGGCUUUGGGCAACGGAUGGAAUAACUGGUACAAAUCAUGCAUGUAUGAGACUAGUGAUAUGCCUCCAUUGGUAGAAGCAUUGAUGUCAGGCGUAGAGUCAAUGGUGUGCAGCUUUUUCAGUUGUGUGACAUCUUUGGUUAAGAGUCUUGAUUGUUGUGAUGCUGAAAACAAUGAAGUUGUGGAGGUGGAGAGGACAGCGCUGCCUGGUCUCCAGCUAGGGGUGACUGGGGCUAGGCCCAGGGAUGGACUGCAAGCUCUGCGCCACUCUGUUCGCCCAGACCUGGCCAUGCUGAAGGGGAGCUCUGUUCGAGUCAGAGUCCUCACUGUGGCUAGUGCUGACAUGGGGGGCAGCAAAGGACACUACAGAUACCACUGGCAGAGCCACAAUGUCAAGCACAGUGGAGUGGAUGACAUGGUCCUUCUUUCCAAAAUCACAGAGGAUUCCAUAGUGGAGAACCUAAAGAAACGAUACAUGGAUGAUUACAUUUUUACAUAUAUUGGCUCUGUAUUAAUCUCUGUGAAUCCUUUCAAGCAAAUGCCAUAUUUUGGGGAAAAGGAAAUUGAAAUGUACCAAGGAGCAGCACAAUAUGAAAACCCACCACAUAUUUAUGCUCUUGCAGACAGCAUGUACAGAAACAUGAUUAUUGACAGAGAAAAUCAGUGUGUCAUUAUUAGUGGGGAAAGUGGUGCUGGAAAGACUGUAGCUGCUAAAUAUAUCAUGAGUUAUAUCUCCAAAAUUUCAGGAGGUGGCCCUAAAGUACAGCAUGUUAAAGAUAUUAUUCUACAGUCCAACCCUUUACUGGAGGCCUUUGGGAAUGCAAAAACUGUACGGAACAACAACUCCAGCAGAUUUGGGAAAUACUUUGAGAUCCAGUUUAGCCCAGGUGGAGAACCAGAUGGAGGGAAAAUCUCCAACUUCCUACUGGAAAAAUCUCGAGUGGUAAUGAGGAAUCCUGGAGAGAGGAGUUUUCACAUUUUUUACCAGCUAAUUGAAGGGGCCUCCUCAGAACAAAAAAGCAGUCUUGGCAUUACCAGUAUGGACUACUAUUACUAUCUGAGUCUCUCUGGCUCCUACAAAGUUGAUGACAUCAAUGACAAAUCAGAUUUCCAAGAAACACUGCAUGCAAUGAGUGUGAUUGGGAUCUUUGCAGAGGAACAGGCAUUGGUGCUGCAGAUAGUGGCAGGAAUUCUGCACUUGGGAAACAUCAGCUUCAAAGAAGUUGGCAACUAUGCAGGAGUGGAGAGUGAGGAGUUUUUGGCUUUCCCUGCUUUUCUCCUGGGAAUUAACCAGGAUCGCCUAAAGGAGAAACUGACCAGCAGACAGAUGGACAGCAAGUGGGGAGGCAAAUCUGAGUCCAUUAAUGUAACGCUAAACGUGGAACAAGCCUGCUACACCAGGGAUGCACUGGCCAAGGCCCUUCAUUCCCGUGUUUUUGAUUACUUGGUGGAUUCUAUUAAUAAGGCUAUGGAGAAGGACCAUGAAGAAUAUAACAUUGGUGUCCUUGAUAUUUAUGGCUUUGAAAUAUUCCAGAAAAAUGGUUUUGAACAGUUCUGCAUCAACUUCGUUAAUGAAAAGCUACAGCAGAUUUUUAUUGAACUGACACUGAAGGCAGAACAGGAAGAAUACGUGCAAGAAGGAAUUAGGUGGACACCAAUAGAUUACUUUAACAACAAAAUAGUGUGUGACCUCAUAGAGAACAAAGUGAAUCCCCCAGGGAUUAUGAGCAUUUUAGAUGAUGUGUGUGCCACCAUGCAUGCAGUGGGAGAAGGAGCUGACCAAACACUGCUUCAAAAACUCCAGAUGCAGAUUGGGACUCAUGAACAUUUCAACAGUUGGAACCAGGGAUUUAUCAUUCAUCAUUACGCUGGAAAGGUAUCUUAUGAUAUGGAUGGAUUCUGCGAGAGAAAUCGGGAUGUUCUUUUCAUGGACUUGAUUGAACUCAUGCAGAGCAGUGAUUUGCCCUUUAUAAAGGCUCUGUUUCCUGAAAAUCUUCAAGUGGACAAGAAGGGCCGUCCUACCACUGCAGGCAGUAAAAUCAAAAAACAAGCAAAUGACCUUGUUGGCACCCUGAUGAAGUGUACACCCCAUUACAUCCGCUGCAUCAAACCAAAUGAAACAAAGAAGUCUCGAGACUGGGAGGAGAGCAGGGUAAAACAUCAAGUGGAAUACUUAGGUCUGAAAGAAAAUAUUCGAGUAAGAAGAGCCGGCUAUGCCUACAGGCGGGUUUUCAAGAAGUUUCUGCAGAGGUACGCCAUUCUGACCAAAGCAACCUGGCCUUCCUGGAAAGGAGAAGAGAAACAAGGAGUUCUCCACCUGCUUCAGUCAGUGAACAUGGAUUCCGACCAAUACCAGCUUGGGAAAUCCAAAGUCUUCAUCAAAGCUCCAGAGUCUCUAUUUUUGUUAGAAGAGAUGAGAGAGAGGAAAUAUGAUGGGUAUGCCAGGGCCAUCCAGAAGGCAUGGAGGAAGUACGUGGCCAGGAAAAAAUACGUGCAGAUGAGAGAAGAAGCAUCAGAUCUAUUGCUGAACAAGAAAGAGAGAAGACGAAACAGCAUUAACAGAAAUUUUGUGGGAGAUUACAUAGGCAUGGAGGACCAUCCAGAGCUACGCCAGUUUGUGGGCAAACGGGAGAAGAUUGAUUUUGCAGACACUGUAACUAAGUAUGAUAGACGGUUCAAGAGCGUGAAGCGAGAUCUUGUCCUCACUCCAAAGUGCAUAUACCUGAUUGGGCGUGAAAAGAUAAAGCAAGGUCCAGAGAAGGGCCAAGUGAAGGAAGUCUUAAAGCGAAGGAUGGAAGUGGAGAGAAUUCUUUCCGUUUCUCUAAGCACAAUGCAGGAUGACAUUUUCAUUCUGCAUGAACAGGAAUAUGAUAGUUUGCUUGAAUCAGUCUUUAAAACUGAGUUCUUGAGCCUCUUAUCAAAACGAUACGAAGAGAAAACACAAAGAAAACUACCUCUGAAAUUUAGCAAUACACUUGAAGUGAAGCUGAAGAAGGAGAGCUGGGGGCCCUGGAGCAGUGCUGGUUCUCGACAAGUGCAAUUUAUGCAAGGCCAGGGAGAUAUAGCCAUUCUCAAGCCAAGUAAUAAAGUGCUGCAGAUCAGCAUCGGACCAGGGCUACCAAAGAACUCCCGUCCCACUAGACGGAACGUUACCCAAAGUAGAGGAUAUUCCAACAGGUCUCAAAGUCAGACUUACCCUAUGAGAGCUGCCCCGCCUCCUCCUGGUCAGCAGCAAAAUGGAGUAAUAAAUCCCCCAGAGUUUGUACCACUUCCCCAUGGCCCAGGAAAUCAACGGGCCAAUCAGAAAAACCUGUAUACAAAUAUGACACGACCAACUUUACCACGGCAACUGUCAGGAGGAUCAGGCAAGAUUUCACAGCAACCAGAAAGCUUGGAUUUCCUGAAAGUACCUGACCAAGGAGCAGCCGGGGUUCGCAGGCAGACAACAAACCGACCCCCACCAGCCGGAGGAAGGCCUAAACCGCAGCCCAAACCUAAGCCUCAGGUCCCACAGUGCAGAGCACUGUACGCAUAUGAUGCUCAGGACACAGAUGAACUCAGCUUUAAUGCCAAUGACGUGAUUGAUAUAAUUAAAGAAGAUCCUUCUGGCUGGUGGACAGGAAGACUACGAGGGAAACAAGGGCUGUUUCCCAACAAUUAUGUUACGAAGAUAUAA
Messenger RNA from Charadrius vociferus (killdeer), 3750 nucleotides. RefSeq names its product myosin IE (gene MYO1E). The record is from RefSeq and is a predicted model, not a curated record. Gene Ontology annotation, molecular function: ATP binding; actin filament binding; microfilament motor activity. The coding region runs from base 1 to 3750 and encodes 1249 amino acids. Gene Ontology annotation, cellular component: vesicle; cytoplasm; myosin complex. The transcript is spliced from 31 exons. Gene Ontology annotation, biological process: vesicle transport along actin filament; actin filament organization. NCBI's taxonomy places the organism in Eukaryota, Metazoa, Chordata, Aves, Charadriiformes, Charadriidae.